UAUAUUAUCUUGAUUGUAAAGAUACAGUAAAUGUAUGUUAUCUACAGGAGUAGAGUUUGCGGCCAGGGUGAUAAGGUUGUCACUAAUAAAAUAAUGUAACGACCCUGGGUUUAUAAUCGCGGAAAUCGUCCCUGCCGCACGAGCAUGCUUUUGCGGCACAGUCGACAGCGCGCCGGACCUCGGGCUCGAAAGUCGAGGGUUCGAGACCUGCUCCCUGCUGUUUCAUUACAAUAAUUUACAUUGCAACUAAGAGUUUGAUGAAACCCGCAAGGAUUUAUCUUUCUUUUGGAAAUGACUUUGCUCUGUCCAUAUUCGGGUUCCUGAUAUGUCAAAGUGCAACUAGCUACGCUAGAGCUCUGAACUCAUGGGUCACUUUACUGCAUCAUAAGACAGUAUAUAGGCUACUGCACUUUGAGGUUAUCUACAGAAAUUGUUCAAUACUUCCUUAAUUGGGAUUGGACAAUUCUUAACCCACCCUGUGUUCUGAAACUAUUAAAUUCACCCCUUCACUUUCUUUCCUUUUUGUACAUUUACUCGUUGUCUUUGCUUUUCUCUCUCAGUAUUUUUCCUGCUCUCUUCUCAGUAGAUGAGACUUCCUCUUCACUCCUUGUCUCUCAUCUCGAGGAGCUUGUCUGAUAGGCUGUCUGCUAUCCCCGGUAGGCGGGGAGUGUGUGGCGCUGCGAUGCGAUUGGUGCAGUUCUGCCGCCAAGGCGAUGAGGGAGGGGUUAGAGUCGGUGUUGAUCGUGGGGAGGGGCUAGGGGUCGUUGACCUUAAGGCCUUUGACCCUUCGAUGCCCAUGACAAUGAGAGAGCUGCUGGAGAUGGGAGCGAAGGGCAUGCAGUGUGCACAGAGGGCACUGGAGGUUAGUCCUGCUCAGUGUGUGGUUCCCUUUGCGGAGGUGAGGCUGCUGUCCCCAGUCCUAGCCCCAGAGAAGGUGGUGUGUGUGGGGAUGAACUACCGGGACCACUGCCUUGAGCAGAAUGCCCCUAUCCCUAAAGAGCCAAUCAUCUUCAGCAAGUUCCCCAGCGCCAUUACUGGGCCCUUUGAUGACAUCACACUGCCUGACGAGAGCCAGGAGGUGGACUGGGAGGUGGAGCUAGCCUUUGUGAUUGGACGAAAGGGGAAACACAUUAAGGAAGAGGAUGCUAUGUCUUACGUGGCAGGUUUCACCGUUGCCAACGAUGUCAGCGCACGUGAUUGGCAGAUGAAACGCAACGGGAACCAGUGGCUGCUGGGAAAAACCUUUGACAGCUUUUGUCCUCUCGGCCCCGCCUUAGUGACCACCUCCGCUGUGACGGACCCCCAUAACCUGGGUAUCCGCUGUCUGGUAAAUGGAAUUGCAGUCCAGAACAGCAACACUGACCAGCUGAUCUUUAAGACUGAGCAAGUGGUGGCCUGGGUCUCACAGUUUGUGACGUUGUCUCCAGGUGACGUGUUUCUGACGGGGACUCCUCCAGGUGUGGGUGUGUUCAGGAACCCACCUGUCUUCCUCAAGAAAGGAGAUGUGGUGGAAUGUCAAAUAGACCAGGUCGGGGUCAUACGCAACAAUGUUGUCUGAACUCUGACCUCUGAAGCAGCCAGCCUAUUGGACAGCUCUCUCUUCAAUCUUGAUUCAGCUCUCUUUGGACCCAAGUGUCAUUAAUCUAGUCUACUGUAAAUCAGAUCUAAUCCAUGUUUGAAAGGCUUUGUUUACACAGGAAGCUCAAUUAUGAUAUUUUUCCCCAAUUAUUGGCAAAAGCUCUAAUCUGAUAGGUCAAAGGAUCCAAAUUAGACUGCCUGUGUAAACAGCCAAAGAUGGUGAAUUAGGUUUGUAAACUAUCAAUCUAACUAAAGUUGCACAUUUUUUUGUGGAUUGUCUAUAGAAUUGAAUAGAUUACUUUUAUAAAUGCAAGUUCUUUA
Oncorhynchus tshawytscha (Chinook salmon) is the source of this 1899-nucleotide messenger RNA. It is a transcript of the gene fahd2a, whose product is annotated as fumarylacetoacetate hydrolase domain containing 2A. Bases 587 to 1558 code for a protein of 323 amino acids. The transcript is spliced from 7 exons. Gene Ontology annotation, molecular function: hydro-lyase activity. The record is from RefSeq and is a predicted model, not a curated record. NCBI's taxonomy places the organism in Eukaryota, Metazoa, Chordata, Actinopteri, Salmoniformes, Salmonidae.